Messenger RNA from Morchella importuna, 501 nucleotides. RefSeq lists its product as uncharacterized. Bases 1 to 501 code for a protein of 166 amino acids. Lineage: Eukaryota; Fungi; Ascomycota; Pezizomycetes; Pezizales; Morchellaceae. The record is from RefSeq and is a predicted model, not a curated record. Gene Ontology annotation, cellular component: extracellular region. The transcript is spliced from 2 exons.
AUGUUUUUCUCUUUCAGGACCAUUUCCCUCGUACUCAUCCUCUUCAUCGUGGCUGUUAUCAGCCAGGGCGCAGAUGAUGUAUCCUACACAAGUGAUGCGGCUUUUCAACGUGGAAUCCUGGACUUCCAUAACAGGCGUCGGGCAGAACAUAGGGCCGGUAAUCUUGCCUGGAACCCCGAGCUAGCUGGCCAAGCUGACAGAUAUGCCAAGCGUUGCCGUUGGGGCCACUCUGGGGGUGCAUAUGGGGAAAACCUGGCCGGUGGUUUUGUGACAUUAGAAAAGGCCCUAACUGCCUGGUCCGACGAGCGGAAGCUUUACAAAAGCUUAGCGGAUUAUGAUAAACCAGAACCCCCUCCAAACUCUGGCCAUUUCACGCAAAUGGUCUGGGUGGCUACCACCACGGUUGGAUGCGGUCGAGCCAAGUGUAGAGACCUUAUCACACCAGGGCAGGAUUCAUGGUAUUUUAAAUUCCCCUUAUUUGAGGUCUACAGGGAACUUUAG